Lepisosteus oculatus (spotted gar) is the source of this 5314-nucleotide messenger RNA. The record is from RefSeq and is a predicted model, not a curated record. Lineage: Eukaryota; Metazoa; Chordata; Actinopteri; Semionotiformes; Lepisosteidae.
CCCUCACGUGAUCUGAGUCAACGCGUUCGUGACGUCAGGCCGUGGAGGCGAAGAGGCUGAUCAGCUGAUGUUUCCUGGAGAAGGGGGUCGGAAAGCUUCAAUUACAUUCUGUGCUCUAGCAGCUAGGACAGCAGCAGGGCAAGAAGCCGUCGGUUCUUAUUCCCCACUGGGCUUGAUUCGCCAGCCCCUGUGCCGCGAUGGGGGAGCUGUUCAGAAGCGAGGAGAUGACCCUGGCCCAGCUCUUCCUCCAGUCGGAAGCUGCGUACUGUUGCGUCAGUGAGCUGGGGGAGCUGGGAAUGGUCCAGUUCCGCGACCUCAACCCGGACGUGAAUGUGUUCCAGAGGAAGUUCGUCAAUGAAGUGAGGCGAUGCGAGGAGAUGGACCGCAAACUGCGGUUUGUGGAAAAGGAGAUAAAGAAAGCCAACAUUCCGAUCAUGGAUACCGGGGAGAAUCCGGAGGUGCCCUUUCCUCGGGACAUGAUCGACUUGGAGGCCACCUUCGAGAAGCUGGAGAACGAGCUGAAGGAGAUCAACACCAACCAGGAGGCCCUGAAGAAGAACUUCCUGGAGCUGACGGAGCUCAAGCACAUCCUGCGCCGCACGCAGCAGUUCUUCGACGAGAUGGCGGACCCCGAGCUGCUGGAGGAGUCGUCUUCUCUGCUGGACCCGAGCGAGGUGGGCAGGGGAGCCCCCCUGAGGCUGGGGCACUGUGCCACCCUUCUCUUCCCACAGGGAGACCAGGUGCACAAGUCCGUGUUCAUCAUCUUCUUUCAAGGUGACCAGCUGAAAAACCGGGUCAAGAAGAUUUGUGAAGGAUUCCGGGCGUCCCUGUACCCCUGUCCCGAGACGCCGCAGGAGAGAAAGGAGAUGGCCGCCGGGGUCAACACCCGGAUCGACGAUCUUCAGAUGGUCCUGAACCAGACGGAGGACCACCGGCAGAGGGUCCUGCAGGCGGCCGCCAAGACGGUGAGGGUGUGGUUCAUCAAGGUGCGCAAGAUGAAGGCCAUCUACCACACCCUCAACCUGUGCAACAUCGACGUCACCCAGAAGUGUCUGAUCGCCGAGGUGUGGUGCCCCGUGACGGACCUGGACUCCAUCCAGUUUGCGCUCCGCAGAGGCACGGAGCGCAGUGGCUCCACGGUGCCCUCUAUCCUCAACAGAAUGCAGACCAAGCAGACGCCUCCCACCUACAACAAGACCAACAAAUUAACGUCCGGUUUCCAGAACAUUGUGGAUGCCUAUGGGAUCGGGAGCUAUAGGGAGAUCAACCCAGCUCCAUACACCAUCAUCACCUUCCCCUUCCUGUUUGCCGUCAUGUUUGGGGACUGUGGCCAUGGUGCCCUGAUGACCUGCUUUGCCGUUUGGCUGAUCCUCAGGGAAAGCCGAAUCCUGUCCCAGAAGAGCGACAAUGAGAUGUUCAACAUGAUCUUUUCUGGCCGGUACAUCAUCCUCCUCAUGGGGGUCUUCUCCAUCUACACGGGCCUGAUCUACAACGACUGCUUCUCCAAGUCGCUCAACAUGUUUGGCUCGGGCUGGAGCGUGCGCCCCAUGUUCACCACGGCCAACUGGACAACCGAGAUGCUCAAAGGUAACCCAGUAUUGCAACUGGACCCGGCCAUCAAGGGAGUCUUCAACGGACCAUAUCCUUUAGGAAUUGAUCCGAUCUGGAACAUCGCCACCAAUAAGCUGACCUUCCUCAACUCCUUCAAGAUGAAGAUGUCCGUCAUCCUCGGCAUCAUCCACAUGCUGUUUGGCGUCACCCUCAGCCUCCUCAACCACCUGUAUUUCAAGAAGCCCCUCAACAUCUUCCUGGGUUUCAUCCCCGAGAUCAUCUUCAUGACCAGCCUUUUCGGGUACCUGGUGAUCCUCAUCUUUAUCAAAUGGGGGGCCUACGACGCUGCCACAUCCAAAAGUGCCCCAAGCUUGCUCAUCCACUUCAUCAACAUGUUCCUCUUCAACUACAACGACAAGAGCAACAAAAUGCUCUACACGGGACAGGUGGGGAUGCAGUGCUUCUUGGUGGUGUUGGCCCUGCUGUGUGUCCCCUGGAUGCUCGUGGUGAAACCCCUGGUGCUCAGACGCCAGUACCUGAGGAGGAAGCACCUGGGCACUCACAACUUUGGGGGGAUCCGCGUCGGCAACGGCCCGACAGAAGAGGACGCCGAAAUUAUCCAGCACGACCAGCUCUCCACCCACUCGGAAGACGAGAACGAACCUUCUGAUGACGAAGUGUUUGACUUCACCGACACCGUGGUCCACCAGGCCAUCCACACCAUCGAGUACUGCCUGGGCUGCAUCUCCAACACUGCCUCCUACCUGCGGCUCUGGGCCCUCAGUCUGGCUCAUGCGCAGCUGUCGGAGGUGCUGUGGACUAUGGUGAUGCAUAUCGGCCUGUCUGUCCGGAGCUACGGCGGUUUCUUUGGCCUGUUGUUCAUCUUCGCGGCCUUCGCGACCCUCACCGUGGCCAUCCUGCUGGUCAUGGAGGGACUGUCCGCCUUUCUGCACGCCCUGCGUCUGCACUGGGUGGAGUUCCAGAACAAGUUCUACACGGGCCUAGGCUUCAAGUUCGUUCCGUUCUCCUUCGACAGCAUCCUGGAGGGAAGGUUCGACGACUAGACGCCCCCCCCCGACCCUCUCCGCUGCUGUGUCUUGCUCGUGAGCCUUCUGGUAGUUGCUGCUUUGUCCGAAAUCCCGUGUCGCUGUGCCGUACGACAGAAACGCCAUCGCCUGCCUGUGCGCUGAACCGCAGACAGCCGAAUGUGUCGUGACCUUGUUUUGCUUUGUUUUGUUUUUUUUUAUCUGAGUAACUUAUUGAGUCCUUCUCUUGUAACACUAGUAGUCAUGUACAGGAACAGAAAAGGGUGUGCAGGGCUUCUUCAUGGGAUGAGCGUUCUUUAUAUCGAGUUGCAUUGCAGCACGAACACGAUCUGAACACAAUGAAGGAACAGCGCUUCGGGGUGUGUUUUAUUUACGGGGUCAAAAAGCAAAUUAAUGUAGGUGUUUCCAAGGCCUCUAAAGAUCUAGUUGCCACAUAUGGGACUGAAAUUUCUGUCCAGCUACUGUAUAAACAAAUAAAAGGGGCUAAACUCAUGAAUUGUUGCUGCACAGAUCAGACUCUUUACGGACAUUUGACUAGAAUUACAAAAUGAAGCAUUUUUCAUGAAUUGAGCUCAGUGUUGACUGUGGGAACCUUUUAACGAAUGUCAAAACAGAUAAAAAACAGACUUAGAAUUCUGCGCACAUUAAAUUUCCAUGGCAACAAAAUGCUUACUCCUGCUGUUUAUGAAAUUCAACUAAAGGAAAAUGGAUUCCAAAGUGUAUUAUACUUGUACGUAGUACGAUGGGCGUAUUUAAACCCCAGGGCACACUGAUUUGCCUCUAUAUCUUUUUAGGAGGAAAUAUUCCAUAUUAAUUGUAUUAAUUUCCCACAGAAGACACCAGCUUUACUAAAUUGGCACUGUUCCUCACAGCCUACUGGUUAAUGUGGUCCAGAUCAAGUGCUUCUCUUCCAUGUCCAGAAUGGACACUGGGGCUGGAGUUUUAAUCAAAUCUUCAGGCAGCUGCGUUCCAAAUCUCAAAUUUCAGUGGUUGAAAGAGAAUACCUACUUCUGUGCACCUCUGUAGAGAGACACGCAGUGAACCGUUUCCUUCAUGUGCUCUGGACAGCAUUACAUCUGAGAGCCUGUCCACGUGUUUUAUAUCGUCCCUCCUCCGAGAGGUCCAUGUGUUUCUGACCGGGGCUGGUCCUACUGGCUUAGCGAUGUUUAAUAGCGUAAGUGAAUUGGGUUAACAUGCACACUGGUACUCAUUUAGAACUGGAUUAUUGGCUUAAAGAGAAGUAACUGAAAAGGCCAUUUCAGAUGAACUGGAUUGUAAAAGGCGAUUGUAGAAAAAUGUAUAGUUUCUAGUGUUUGCUGUUAAGCGAGAAAUGAAUUUUUGGAAAAGCCAUCAAGCGGUCUUAUUAAGGGUACUUUGAAAGAAAAUGGAGACGACCCCUCCCUCCAACAUGCCUAUAACAAUAUGAUCCACUGCCAAGUUCAGUUCACGCAGUCUGCAGGCUGCCACAUUGUGCUGGGAAACAGGCUGCCAACUUUUAGAGAAAAAAAAAUCAAUAUAUUAGUAUAUCAGUAGUAGUCUGUUUUUAAAAUUGGCUGUGAAAAUCAACUUUAGAAGGUAAACGUGUCUAAAUACAGCCCUAAACUCUGGUUUAAUGUCAUGGUCACCUUCAGUUUUGCAGGCAGGAGCUUGACUUGGCUGCCCUUUUCAACAAUACUUAUCAAGCCCUGCUUUGCUAAGUGAAUUAGGCCGUGGAACUCCCAUAGUUUCUCAUUUUCCGAUGCUUAUUAAUUAAAUAAGGAGGUAAUUAUCAUAUCGGUAAGACUGACGUCUCAGUGCCUAGACCAGUGGCUCUCACACACCUGCUGUUUUCUGUAGCAGCUCAGCCCUCAGUGAUACCAUCACACCUUUCACUUCAGUUGACUAAAUAAUAAGAUGAAUUUGAACUGCUCAUUCCCAGCUCUUAACUAUGCUGGACAUAAAAUCCCAAACCUGUGACUAGAAACAAAAACACAAACAGUUCUUUUAAGCGUCUUCGUAGGUCACGUGAGGCUUCAGGUAUCUAAUGAAGGUGGGCUGGAAUGAAAACCAGCAGGUGUGUGGGGCACUAGGACCAAGACUGGGAACCAGUGGCCUAAGACCAUUCUCCGUCAGCAUAGAGGGUCACCACCACCAACAAGGCAGUUUUGGAGACUUACAGGGACAAAAGGUGCUGAACGCUGUUGAAAACAAGCUCGUGUUGACACGGGAGGGUAACAGCCAUGCAGCAGACUGCACGGAGUUGUAAUCUGAGCUACUGUUUUUUUUUUUUCCUGAAAGGUUGCGUUUGAAACUGAAUUGGCCCACAGGUUAGGCCUGCCCCAGUGGCAUUCUUCUGGAAAUAAUGCAGUUCAAGCGACACCUCCUGUUUUCUUGGUCAUGGGUUGCGGUGGGGGACGACGACGAGCUGAAUAGAAAUGAAGCAUAUCAAUCAAUCAAUCUCUGCCGAGAAUUGUAUCGGGGGAGCCUGCCUGGUCCUGGGUCUGGCUCUGUGUAGUGCAGCCCCUGUGCUCUUGGAUAAUCCUGUGCAAGUGAUUGUGUUUACAGUGCGCGGACGUCUUUGCGUGUGUUUACAGUGUACAGUGGGUCUCUUUGUUUUAGCCGAACAUUGUGGGAGCUAUGAUGUGGACUCUGAUGUGAGAUUUGUUUCCGUAAUUGUACAUUGUGAUGUGAUUGUGUAUAUUAACAUGAUUAAAGAGGAAGCAGCUGGGGAAAAGAAA